Molecule: messenger RNA, 1020 nt
Organism: Capronia epimyces CBS 606.96
Lineage: Eukaryota; Fungi; Ascomycota; Eurotiomycetes; Chaetothyriales; Herpotrichiellaceae
Exons: 2
Coding region: 1-1020 (339 amino acids)
Molecular function (GO): oxidoreductase activity, acting on NAD(P)H
Source: RefSeq, a predicted model, not a curated record
AUGAAAGCCAUCGUUAUGCAGGGCGAGCCUGGAAAGGCAUCGCUCGUAGAUCGGCCAUUCCCCAAACUCCGGCCGGGGUAUGUGCUCGUCGACGUGAAGGCCGUUGCGCUGAACCCCACCGACUGGAAACACAUUGACUUCAUCAACACCAAAGGCAGUCUGUCAGGCUGCGACUUUGCCGGCGUCGUCGCCGAGACCGGCACUGGAUACUCCAAACAGUGGAAGGUGGGCGACCGUAUUGCCGGGUUCGCCAAUGGAGGCAAUAAUCUGCAGCCGGAAGACGGAUCUUUCGCCGAAAGGAUUGCCGUCAAGGCUGAUGUGGCGAUACGUAUUCCGGACAGUCUGUCCUUUGAAGAGGCGGCCACUCUGGGGGUGGGCGUCAUCACCUGUGGGCAAGGCCUGUUCCAGAAAAUGGGUCUGCAGCGGCCGAGUCAACCCACGACCAAGGGAGAGUUCAUCCUCAUCUACGGGGGGAGCUCAGCAACAGGGACUUUGGGGAUUCAGUUCGCAAAGCUCGCCGGGUACACGCCCAUCACCACCUGCUCCUCUCGCAAUUUUGACCUGGUCAAGUCACUGGGCGCAGUCGCCGCCUUUGACUAUAAGGACCCCGAUGUCGCCUCGCAGAUCAAGCAGUUCACCAACAAUGACCUCCACUAUGUCUGGGACACCAUAUCACUUCCGGCGAGUGCCCAGCUCUCCGCCGAGGUCAUCGCGCCGGGAGGCAGAUAUGGCUCCCUCUUGCCCGUCAAGUUCCCGCGGGACGAUGUCAAAGCAACCGACUCCCUGGGGUAUACCGCAAUGGGGGAACCCAUCGAGAGGGCUGGCUAUUCGCUGCCGGCCAGCACCGCUGAUUUCGAAUUCGCCAAGAACUGGGUCACCGAGGUGGAGGCUUUAUUGCAACAGGGUCGGUUGAAGGUCCAUCCGCACAAGGUGGGCAAGGGACUGGAGAACGUGUUUGACGGACUCCAUCUGCUCAGGCACGACAAAGUCAGCGGGCAAAAGCUGGUGUAUGUGUUGUGA